Messenger RNA from Mizuhopecten yessoensis (Yesso scallop), 4134 nucleotides. RefSeq names its product GTPase IMAP family member 4-like. The transcript is spliced from 4 exons. Lineage: Eukaryota; Metazoa; Mollusca; Bivalvia; Pectinida; Pectinidae. Gene Ontology annotation, molecular function: GTP binding. The record is from RefSeq and is a predicted model, not a curated record. The coding region runs from base 111 to 1940 and encodes 609 amino acids.
UUAUCGACUUAGAUGUUGCUCCAUUAUUCAACGCACGGCGGUGAUCCUCUGUGGUGAUAUUGACACACAGCCAUAAUUAUUAUCACCAACUGACUUGGUUCUGUAUUACCAUGGCUUCCAGACAUAACUGGGAAUGUAGCAACUGUCAAGGCAUCAACGGUGAACGUGACGUCAACUGCGACGUAUGUGGUCACAAACGCCAACACAUAAAGGGCGGUGGGCAUAACCAACCCAGGAAGUCAAGUGGUGGACUGGGAGAAAAUAGGGCGAAGUACGACUGGGAAAGCGUGGGUCGGAGAGAAAACCCGCAAUGCGGAAAUGGACCACGUGACGGAUAUGACGACCAGGCCGGGGCCAAGUGGAAGUGUAAAGAAUGUACGUACUUCAAUACCGCCAGCUCCCCAAAGUGUAAGAUGUGUCGGAGAGGGUCGCGUUCGAAUGAACCGGUGACAUGUCCCUCCGGACCAGCACGUGUUGACAGGAAUGGAUACUCGCAUCCAAAAAGGUCCUCUCCACCACCCGUCAGAAAUGACGUAACUUCAUCUUAUGACAAACCACGUGACCGGCCUUCAACACGUGGUACUGGCUACGACAGGAGCAGAGGACGACCACGGGACGGCAGACAAUCGCUGGCCGGUAGACACCAGUCUCCACGAUCAAGGAGAAGACAAAUCCAUAAACCGAUGUAUGAAGACUGUGUCGAUAGCAGAGAACGACGACUGGUUCUACUGGGCAAGACCGGAUGUGGAAAAAGUGCGACAGGGAACAGUAUUUUGAGCGGCGAUUUUUUUCGGUCAAUGGUUUCCGGAGCUUCCGUUACACAAUCUUGUCGGCGAGGCGUGGUCCAGAGAAACGGUAAAGAGAUCCACGUCGUUGACACCCCAGGCGUGUUCGAUACAGAGGUCGACAACGACAAUACCACUAAGGAGAUCGUCAAGUGUGUAGGAAUUACGGCUCCCGGACCACAUGCCUUCCUGCUCAUCGUCCGCAUCGGGCGCUUCACGGCCGAGGAGCGGGACUCGGUAGAACUUUUCAUUGAACAUUUUGGCAGAUCGGUGGAGAAAUACAUGAUAGUCUUGUUUACUGGCAUGGACGACCUUAACGACGAGCGCAUGACACUCGACGACCAUCUGAGGAGGAUCCCAUCAUCGCUGGUCAGCAUCCUCGAGCGGUGUGGUGGGCGGUGUGUCGGGUUCAACAACAAAGGAACGGCACGAGAGAUUUCGCGCCAGGUCGACGAACUGAUGGAGAUGGUUGAAGAUUUAUUUAAGCACAACAAUGGUCGGUACUACACAAACACCAUGUACAUGGAGGCAGAGAAUGUUAUAAGGACGAGAGAAGCGGAAAUAAGAAGUAUGGCAGAGGUAAACAGACGUCGUGAACGUGAAGAACUUGAAGACGAUAAUGAGAGGCACUACGGGCAUGAGCUGAAGAAACAGGAGGAACAGCAGUAUGAAUUGAGAAGGGCACUGCAAGAAACGGAAUCCAGAACAGGUCAAGAAGACAGUAAAAGGCGGAUACGGACAGAGGAAAUCGAUGCAGACAUCAAAUCGAUCCAUAAGAAGAUAGAUCAGGAACGACAAGCCGGUGGCAAGGUAAGCAGACAUUUGCAAAACAGAUUAUCAGACUUGAAGAGGGAGCGCAACAGAAUCGAAGGGAUGGAGGGAAAUGCCAGAAAGAUGCAAGCUGAGGUGAAAUCGCUGCGAGAAAAGUUAAAAAACGUGGAGCAGAAGGUGUCGAAAACAAGACGAGAACAGAACGACGACAAGGAAAGACGACUGAAGGAACUCGAGAAAAAGCACGUUGCAUCAGAGAAUAAUACAAGGGAGGUGGUACGGAAGGAGGUGGAAAAAGGGGAAACAAACAUCGGGAGCCAGCUCCUCAACACGGUCAUCGGUCUAGGCAAGAUGGUGUGGAAAGGCCUUACAAAGCUCUUCUAGAUAUGCAUCAAAAAACAUUUCUAGAUAAACCACGACAAAAAUUUCAAGACAGACUUCAGAAAUGCAAUUUUUGUUCAGAUCGCAAUUAAUGUUUCUAGACAACCAAACUUAACAGUCCUAGACAGAUCUCACUAUACACUUCCUUUUAGAAGUGGCCUCGACAGAUCUCCCUACAACCCUUCUAGAUAUACAACUUGGAAAUGCCCGACAGCCUUACAAGAUAGUACUGAACAUCGAAAUUCAACAAAAAAUGUUCUUGCUGUGGAUGACGGAUGUGCCAGGGCCAAAAUAAUGAAAACUAGAGUCCGAAACUACCGAUGUUAAUCAUUCUAAAAUUGGCUAAAUUGUUCAUGCUGUCAAUACAUACACAUAGAUUACAGUUUUGAUGUGGAGCUUAGGGAUUAAAAAACAACAGAAUCAGCAACGAAGUCCUCAUUCGUCUACUGUGAUCAUUAAUUCCGGAAUGAAUAAGUAUUGGUGUGGUUGCUGAAAUAACAUGUUAGUUGUUGGGUUUUUCUUUACAAAGAUAUAUUUUUAAGAGGUCACUUUUCAAGGACAAAGAAAGUUGGAGAAAAACACAUAUCGUUCAUAGUCUUGGAGCCUAUUUUGAUACUUUGAAUGCGGAAUAAAUGAUCGUACAAAUAACUCUCUGGAUUAAGUCUUGGUGUGGUGUGGUAUCUAUAAAAUAACCUGUUAGUUUUUUUUAACAAAUAUACAUUUUUCAGAGGUCAUUUUUCAUGGACAUAGAAAGUUCGCGAAGAGUACAUCGUGCAUUUGCUGAACUUUGAUAGCCAACCACUUAAACGAAACGUGCAGGCUGGUCAUUCGAUGAAGGUUUUUUACUAAUGUUACUGUUAAGAUGAUUUUGAAACAGGACAUAUUAUUAGUUUCGUGUGGUAGAAUUUACAAGUGUAAAAGGAUAUUGAGAUAAGUAUUUCGUGAUCGUCAGUUACGGCAUGUGUACUUCCUUCACCAACGAACCCGUUAACUUUGUCCCUGGAUAUGGUAUCCUUGUAAAUGUUUAUAAAACGUAUUGAUGAUCGUUUGCUUUGCAAUGGUUAGCAUGCACUGAUGAAAGAUUGUUUUGUUUAAGUUGCCAUGUCCUGAUAAAUGCUGUACGAGUUGACGUACAUUCAGGGAACUAUAAAUGUCAUGAUAUCCUUGGCUUUGGUGUAUAAUGAACGACAACUCUAGGUAAAAAAAAGUUGUUCUAAUUCAGAAUAACUAUAUACUAAUUCAAAAUAUAUCAUAAAAAACUGUGCUAAAUGAAAAUAUUUCUUAAGAUAUCUGACAUUCUGCUACCACUAGCCCUCCGCCAAUGGGCCGCGGGUUCGAGACUUACGUAGGGCAGUCGUGCGAAUCGCCAGGUACUGGCCGUAGGUCGGUGGUUUUUCUCCGGGAACUCCGGUUUUCCUCCACCACCAAAACCUGGCACUUCCUUAAAUGACCAUAGCUGGUAGUAGGACGUAAAAUACAAACAAACAAACAAUCUUUUAUAAAGUAGUGUACAUGGUACACGUGUUAUAUAACACAGGGACAUGAGAAUUUGUUACAGCAGCUGUAUAUGUUUGGACCAGAAAAUUGAUGUGUUCAGAGAUAAUAUUAUAUUAUACGUUUGAAGGGUUAAACACGUAACUUUUUGUCCAAUCAUAGCUGGCGUAACAAAUCUGCAGGUCCCUUAUAUUUUGUUCACAUUUAAGCAAUGCAAUUUCGAUAAACAUAAAAAUCCCAUUUGGGCAGACAGUAAGUGAGCUAGCAUUUAGUUUCUUUGUAUGGUACAGUGUAUAGGAAAUAUAUAUUUUCAAAUUUAGGGGUUCUCAGCGUUCACCUUGCUCCAAUCUGUACUGUAUAUUCAUUUUAUAUUUCCGUUAAUUAGCCAUGUGAGUAACAAUUAGACAGAGGUUGUAUUUUUCACAAUUCUGGCACUUGUCUUUUGUUUUUAAAGCACUUGUGGGUGUUUAUGAAACGUCCAAAACAUCUUCGAAUCUAUGAUGGUUUUAUAUCUAGUGGAUUUGAUGGAAGGUAGUUUGAACUGAGAAAAGCAGACUUGCGAAGAUGAAUUAUAUGUAUACCUUGUACGGUCCAUUUCAUUAUGAAUAUGUUUUGGUUUUGUUUUCAAUUAAAUACUUUUAAUGUUAAGGCGAAGAAACGCAAUAAAGUUUAUAAUGAAAUGGUUAUUGUGUGACAGUGUUUG